Molecule: messenger RNA, 285 nt
Organism: Knipowitschia caucasica
Lineage: Eukaryota; Metazoa; Chordata; Actinopteri; Gobiiformes; Gobiidae
Source: the annotation of a GenBank genome assembly
AUGCUGGCCGCACCAAAAGCUGCCCUUUGGCCGGAGCCAAGAAGACUGCUGGCUUGGCCUCUGCUGGCUGGGCCUCUGCUGGCUGGGCCUCUGCUGGCUGGGCCUCUGCUGGCUGGGCCUCUGCUGGCUGGGCCUCUGCUGGUAAGGCCCCGCCGAUGCUGGCCGCACCAAAAGCUGCCCUUUGGCUGGAGCCAAGAAGACUGCUGGCUUGGCCUCUGCUGGCUGGGCCUCUGCUGGCUGGGCCUCUGCUGGCUGGGCCUCUGCUGGCUGGGCCUCUGCUGGUAA